AUGACGCUGAUACAUGAUUUACUAAACAAAGGCUAUAGCUUAACGCUAGACAACUUUUAUACUUCACUUGAACUUUCGGAAUUACUUAUCGCGGGAAAAACAGAUAUAUGUGGCACUUUGCGUGCAAAUAGGAAAGGUCUUCCUCAAGAACUGAAAUCAGAAAGAUUGAAGAAGGGCGAAAUUAUGGCCUUUCAGAAAGGCAAAAUAUGCGUUCUGAAAUGGCAAGACAAAAAACCCAUUUCAUUUUUAAGUACCUACCAUGGUACAGAUUUCGAAACUCUUUCGAAAAAUGAUAAACUCAUACGAAAACCUACUGCUAUAAUUGACUACAAUAAAAAAAUGGGAGGAGUGGAUAAAGCUGACCAGUGUCUAGCGUAUUAUCCAGUCAUAAGAAACCAACAACGAAAGUAUUAUAAAAAGAUUUUUCGGCAUCUCUUAGAUCAAGCCGUAUGGAAUGCUUUCGUCAUUUAUACGAAGUGUGGAGGCCUUAACAGGCAUCUUGAAUUUAGACUGAGACUGAUAGAGAGAUUAAUUGAAGAGCAUUUAACACAGUUAUUUUAUCGCACCCAUGACACAUCACAUCCAAUAUGGGCAUAG
Molecule: messenger RNA, 597 nt
Organism: Stegodyphus dumicola
Lineage: Eukaryota; Metazoa; Arthropoda; Arachnida; Araneae; Eresidae
Product: piggyBac transposable element-derived protein 4-like
Source: RefSeq, a predicted model, not a curated record